CAGAGGGCCAAGCCAAAGAAUGGCGUUUCGCAUGGUAGGAAGAGGUCUGAGGUAUUUAAAGUCGCCUCCUUUGUUUCAGGGGAAAUCGUUGGCUGAAAAAUUUGUCGCUGCAGUGGGGAAUAGGAACAUGAGCCAAGAGAAGCCGAUCAGCCGCUUCCCUGUUCCGAAUAUGGAUACAUUGCCUGAAGACAUGCAGGAGAGAAUGAAAGAGGUAGAGGAGAAGGUAGGUAAAUAACCAUGGUCACUAGAUCGUGUAGAGGUGAAAUUGCUAUUACAAAAAAUUUAAGCCUUACCCGGCGGAAGAACACGGGGCGUUCCUUGAUAAAAGAAAACGAUACCAAAACAAUAGAUUACCUUUGGGUCAUAGGUAUUUUUCUUGAAGAAUACACAGUAAAUUGUGGUGGAUGGUGUCUGAUCCAGCUCCAAAAAUUGUCCACCUUCACGGCCACAAGGCCAGAAGAGCAGAUGUAAGUUUAUAUUAUUGAGUUUUUUGAAGAUAGAUGUGAGUGCAGGUUUGGAAAGUCAUAGAAGGGUUAUGGUUUAGGUCACAGUUUUUAGCCUCCAUACACCUGCUCCAUUUUGCAUAAGACUUUGUGUGGCUACCUUGACAAAACUUAAGUACAGGGGAGGCCAAGUAAACGACCUAUGAGGGCCAAGGAAAUGUAUUCUUAAUACAUGGAGUAAUCGGAUUAACUCAUUCACUCUCAGAGGUGACCUGGAACUACUUUCUCCUUACUAUAACAAUACACCAUCAAGCAGGUAGGUGAUAAGAGUGGAGAAAAACAUCAACAAGGGGAUUAUUUUUUACCUAACAAUAAUUUCUCAGAAGCCAUGUUGUGGGAAAUGUAGGGCAGACAGUAAGGAGAAUUACUAUUCUUGGGGGUAAAGGGUUAAAGCAAAUAUGAUAAUGUGAAAAAACAGGACAAAGCUAAUUGUGUUUAUGGCAAUUUCUAGCAGCCUGAGAAGCAGUUCUAGUCGCAAGGUAAUCAUAAGGGGCAGAUCCAAGAAUUUUUAUUGGAUUCCAAAAUCACUUCUCCAGUAACCUACGCCCUAAUGAUUGGACACUGUCAAUAAACAAGGUUAGCACUAUAGAGUGUAUUAACCUUAAACUUAAAACCUGUUUGAGAAAUAGAGAAGAAAAAAAGCUGCUAUUUAUCUUAUUCCUUUAGGCAUGUCUGUUACCAGAAAUGAAACUGUACAUUUUGCAUUUCUUUACUUUCUAGGGUGGUUUUUUACCAAAUGUUUUCAAAGUUCUUGCUCAUCGACCAGAUGAAUUCCGAGCUUUUUUUAUGUAUUAUGAUGCUCUGAUGCUAAAAGAAGGAAACCUUACCAAAGCAGAAAAAGAAAUGAUUGUAGUUGCAACAAGUUCAGCAAACAGCUGUAUGUAUUGUAUUGUGGCUCAUGGUGCCCUGUUGAGAAUCUACUCAAAAAAUCCUCUGCUAGGAGAUCAGGUAAAAUCACUUAAUACCUAAAGGGCUUUCUUAAGAAUUCCAUAGCUUAUCUUAUUUCAAAUUAUUUAGUACAUGUACAUAUGUACUUAACAAUUAUUCCACGAGUGGGUAAUGGAUAUGAGGUGGUAAAUAGCAUGCAGUGCUGAGUUGGCAUGCAGCACUGCUUUAUCAAAAUUUAUUGAAAAUUGGAGUAUUUGGAGCCUUUUUUCAGCUCUGCAACAGUUGGGGCAAAGCAUUUCCACAUGAGGUGACUCCAAAUUUUUGCUGAUAGGCUGGUUGAGUGAAUUAAUUAGAGCACUAGAAUUGUAAUAUCUGGAGUUAAAAAUUUGACAAAUUUGAUAAAUUUUGAUAAAUUAUUAUAACAAAUGUUUUCAUUUAGACUGCUAUUGAGUCCACUACUAUUUUGGGAGUGUCAAUAAUAGUUGUUUUUAUUUUGAUUAAUUUUUUUUAUUUGUGGUUUCUAUAGAUAACAGCCAACUGGCACAGUGCUGACCUCACAGAAAGAGAAAAGGCUAUAAUUCAGUUUGCAAUGCGUGUUUGUAGAUCAGAAACAAUAGAAGAUGAACAUAUAGCAGCUCUUGAAAAGCAUGGCUUGAACACUGAAGAUGCUUGGGAUGUUGGUACUAUUGCUGGACUGUUUGCAUUGUCAAAUAGAAUGGCUCAUUUAACCAACAUGCGACCAAAUGAGGAGUUUUAUUCAAUGGGUAGGGUAAAGAAAGAAAAAUAG
This is a messenger RNA of Pocillopora meandrina, 2178 nucleotides long. The record is from the annotation of a GenBank genome assembly. Lineage: Eukaryota; Metazoa; Cnidaria; Anthozoa; Scleractinia; Pocilloporidae.